Messenger RNA from Xenopus tropicalis (tropical clawed frog), 3402 nucleotides. It is a transcript of the gene olfml3, whose product is annotated as olfactomedin like 3. NCBI's taxonomy places the organism in Eukaryota, Metazoa, Chordata, Amphibia, Anura, Pipidae. The record is from RefSeq and is a predicted model, not a curated record. Gene Ontology annotation, cellular component: extracellular region. Bases 255 to 1430 code for a protein of 391 amino acids. The transcript is spliced from 3 exons.
CCAGGAAGGGGUUGCUGAGAAUAUAGAGCAAUUGUCCUACAUCUGGCUCUAAUAAAGCCAGGGAAAGGCUGAGCUGAGAUGUGGCUGAAGUACCUCCCACAAGGAAGAGUGGCCAAGCAUUCCAAAGCAGUGAGCUGGAACCAGCGCAGAACAACAGAACUGCUGCGGAGUCCAGCACUAAACCUCUUCCACAAUCACUAAGAGCAAACGAUUUUGGAAUAAAAAUCCUUUACAGUCUCGGGAUAGAGCCAACGAUGGCUGGGAUUGUGGCCUGCAUCCUUCUUGUAUUUGUCACUGUGAUCACUGCCCAGCAACAAGCAGUUUUUUUGGAGUAUAUACAAGGAAGGAUGGGUGUUCUGGAGGAAAGACUAUCACAGUGGCACGACCAGAGUAGUCGGUAUAGUGGAGAACUUCGGGAUUUCAAAAACCAAGUCCUGAAGAUGCUUGAAAAUAUUGAGAAAGAACGGGAAAGUUUAAGAAAUGAGAUGGAGAACACCAAUGUUCGAGUUGACCGGUUGGAGCGGGAGGUUGACUACAUUGAAACGCAGAACCCUGCGCCACCAUGUGUGGAAAUUGAUGAAAAGUUGACAGAGCUUCAUGAUGCCAAGAAAAAGAAGAAAGAAAAAUAUGAGAAGAUCACCGAUUGCAGUGAUACUAUAUCUCAAGUUACUGCCAUGAAGAUUCUAAAACGAUUUGGGAGCUCUGCAGGCCUUUGGACCAAGGACCUAGCAGGGAAUUCAGAUCGGAUCUAUGUCUUUGAUGGAGCUGGUAAUGACACUGUGUAUGUGUAUCCCCGUAUGAAAGAAUUUACCCUUUCCUCUUCCACACGCAAGGCAGCCAAGAUUAAGCUUCCAUUUCCUUGGAUUGGCACAGGACAUAUAGUUUAUGAUGGCAACCUCUACUAUAUCCGGCAAGACAAUGAAUUUCAGGUAAUCAAGUUCAACUUGGCCAACAAAACGAUUAUUGAUAGUGCUGUUUUACCAAUCGAACAACAAGUCCCAGUGUAUGGUCUAUCCAAAUUUAACUACAUAGACAUUGUAGCUGAUGAAGAAGGACUUUGGGUCAUUUAUGCCACUAAAGAGAAUGAGAAAAACAUCUGCUUAGCCAAACUGGAUCCAAGUAGUCUUAGCAUUGAGCAGAUGUGGGACACACCAUGUCCCAUAGAAAAUGCUGAAAGUGCUUUUGUGGUCUGUGGUUCCCUCUAUGUAGUGUAUAACACUAAGCUUCCAAGUCGUUCGCGUAUCCAGUGUGUUUUUGAUGUCAGUGGCACCAUAUCUAGUGAAAAUGUCCCCAUUGUUUACUUCCCAAAGAGGUAUGGAUCCCAUUCCAGCAUGAAAUAUAACCCUAAGGAGAAACAGAUCUAUGCUUGGGAUGAUGGCUACCAGAUGUUAUACAAGCUAAACAUGAAACACAGAGAUGAACUUUAUUAAAAGGAUAUCAGGAAGGAUAUUUCUGUUGUUUGUGUCUGUCCAUUUAUCCAUUUUCAUUAUUGCUGUUUUGUGACCUGCAUAGAUGCAUAUGUUUUCCGUUGGAAAUCAUAGAAGGGCAUUUUCUUUAAAUAUAAGUGCCACCACAUGUGAUUCUUCAAACCUUGCUUUGUAUUUCUGGCCUUAUACACACUACACAGUUCAUGUUACUUUUAGACAAAAUGUUAACCAUAAAAAACCCUUUCCUAUAUGGUUCAGCAUAUAAGGAUGCAGUCUUUUGCUUAUUAUUUUGCCCAAUAACUUCUAGAUAACUAGUUCUGGAUAAUUUUCUACCUAUUUUCUUAGGUAGAAAAAAAAUAUGUAGGGAGGCUUAACGUAAGGUUGCUAUACAUGAACCAGUUUUAAAGAUAUAUGACUGAUGGGGUAGAUCCACUAGCCCAUCACUGACUGGCUAGAAUGGAUUAGAAUUACAUGAAAGUCUGCUGGGAUUGCCACCCCUCAUGGUGACAUAUGAAAGUACACUUUUUUAGCCGCCCCAAAUCAAAAUGUCUUCCUCUGCUUCCAGCCAUUAUUGAUACAACAUGCCAAAGCAUUAUUUUAGUUUCCUUAUUUGUUUAAAUUUUUAACGCUAGAAUUUAUUCUAAAGUAAAAUACAAUGUAAAAAAAAUAUCAGAUCACAAACAAAAUGCUAUGAGCUAUGUGCAUUUAUAAUGUAUUAUGGGAAGGAACCCCUAUUUUGGGGCUGAUUUGUUAAAAUGUCAGAAAACAAUUGUUUUAGAUUUCUAGUAAAAAUAGAAUUUUUUGGUUACAAAUUUUAUUGUUUUUUGUAUUUAUGGAAAGCCAAGUUUGGAACAAACAUUUUCAGUAAUGAGUCAAAAUCUUUUCAUGCUAUAAUUAAUUUCACCGCCUAUGGGAAAUUCAUGCUUGGCACAGUAUAUAUUUUGGCAAAAUUUGAUGUGGGUAAACUUGUCACUAAUGAUAGUGAAUUUAAUUUUGUCCCGAGACAAAAACAAAAAACACUGAGAAUCAUAAAAUACUUUCAUUACAUUUUACUAGACCCCUUUGUGUCUGUUUAGAUUAGAUCUAAGACAUAGAUUAUAUAGCAACAGGGAAAAUGUAACCUCCGUCCAAAACACUCAUAGCAGCCAGUCAAAUCUUUGCUUUCAUUAUUAUGAAGGAGCCAGAUCAUAACCCCUAACUAGGAAGUGAACUGUGGCAUUUGUUGUUCCUAUCACUACAUAACCCCACAACAAUUGGUCAGAGGAAGAGUAACAUAGUCUAGGUUUUUUAUUAGAAUAUAUCUGGACAUAAAUCCGCCCAUCUGAUAUAUGGGCAGCUUCCUUAUGAAUCAGGAGGUAAGUGAUGUGAUGCUUUUUUUUUUUACCUUAUGGAAACAAAAAUAUUCUUUGAUGGCUGUGCCAUUAGAAACAGCCACUGCUCUAUCAGUCGCUAUGUGUAUAUAUAUUGAAGCCGGCUUGUCAAGCUCUGUAUUUCAGAUAUCCAUGUUAAAGGGAAUGCACUGGUAAAUAUUGAAACUGUAUGGAUAUGAAAGCUGUCAGAGUUACAUAAAAUAUUUUCUUCAGCAUAUUAUUUACCAAUUGCUUUUUUCAAAGGCAGAUUUGCAGUGUAAUGCCCUUCAGAAACAAAAACAAUUAUUUUGCUCAUUUAUAUCGCUGCGUUCUACAUAUAUAUUCCUCAGAAUAUUUAUCAGAUCUAUGCACUGGCCUUGUUUAUUGAUUAAUUUACUUCUACUAGCACUCAGUAUUGGGCUCAUUUCUGAUAUAACCUAUACAAGCUGUGAAGUGCAGAUCAGUGGGAUGUACGAUAGAACCCAUGCUGCUAGCCAAUAUCUUUGUAAUUAUGUUUUGAAUAAAUCAAUUCUGAUAUACAUUGUGUAUAAACAGGUAAUUACUCCUGUUCUCUGAAGGUUGGCGUUCAGUGAGCUGAAAAUAAAAUAUUGCAGUCAUAAUUACUA